This is a messenger RNA of Dichomitus squalens LYAD-421 SS1, 324 nucleotides long. RefSeq names its product hydrophobin-315. The coding region runs from base 1 to 324 and encodes 107 amino acids. The record is from RefSeq and is a predicted model, not a curated record. Gene Ontology annotation, cellular component: fungal-type cell wall. Gene Ontology annotation, molecular function: structural constituent of cell wall. NCBI's taxonomy places the organism in Eukaryota, Fungi, Basidiomycota, Agaricomycetes, Polyporales, Polyporaceae. The transcript has 3 exons.
AUGCCCGGAGGCAACCCUCCGCCUCCGACUCAGACGAUCACCGUCACUCAGACCGCUUCUGGUCCCGAGCCGACCUCGUCCUGCUCCACUGGUGCCAUCCAGUGCUGCGAGUCCAUGACGAAGGCAAGGUACCCCACUGCCACGAAGAUCCUCGGCCUGCUCGGCAUAGUCGUCGAGGGCUUGGACGUCCUGGUCGGCCUCACCUGCUCUGCGAUCGAAGUCAUCGGUGUCGGCGGAGGCGCCUGCUCCAGCAACGUCGUGUGCUGCCAGGACAACAGUCACAACUCCCUCAUCUCCAUCGGCUGCCUUCCCAUAAUCCUUUAA